AUGAGAUCAAUCAUUUUAAGAAGCCAAUUAAAGGCGGGAUUGUUCAUAAAUGGUCUAAACAAUUUAGUAAAAUGCAGCAAUUAUAAAUUGAGAAGAAAUCAAUCUUCAACUCAUGGUCCAUUAUCUAUUUUGAGCGAGGAUGAACAAUUUUUCAAGGAAACAGUUAGCAAAUUUUCUCAAGAACAAAUUACACCACUAAUAAAAAAAAUGGACCAUGAACAUAAAAUUGACGACGAACUUGUAAAAAAAUUAUUUGAAAACGGCUUUAUGGGUAUUGAAAUAGACCAAGAAUAUGGUGGAUCGGGAUCAUCAUUUAUGUCUAGUACUUUAACUGUAGAAGAAAUAGCAAAAGUGGAUCCUUCAGUUUCAGUAUUAGUUGAUUUACAAAAUACUCUAGGAAACAAUGUUAUGAUAAAGAUGGGUAAUAAAGAACAAAAAGAAAAGUAUUUACCACGACUUGCACAGAACACCGUUAGCAGUUUUUGCUUGUCAGAGCCUUCAUCAGGGUCAGAUGCAUUUGCCUUAAAAACCACAGCUAAAAAAGAUGGAGAUCAUUAUUACAUAAAUGGAACUAAGAUGUGGAUAUCGAAUUCUGAUAUUGCAGGCAUUUUUUACGUUUUUGCUAAUGUCGAUAUCUCUAAGGGUCACAAAGGUGUCACUUGUUUUAUUGUAGAACGAGAUCAAGAAGGCUUUUCAGUUGCUAAGAAAGAAGAUAAACUAGGCAUGAAAGCUUCAGGAACAUGUGUUCUUCAUUUCGAUAAUGUCAAAGUACAUAAAGAUAACAUUAUUGGUAAAAUUGGUGAAGGUUAUAAAAUAGCAAUAAAUUUUCUGAAUGAAGGAAGAAUAGGAAUUGGUGCGCAAAUGGUAGGUAUAGCUCAGGGAUGCUUGGAUCACACAAUACCAUAUACAUUAGAAAGAAAACAAUUUGGUUCAAGUAUUUUUGACUUUCAAUCUAUGCAGCAUCAAAUUGCUCGAGCAGUAACUGAAGUUGAAACUGCUAGACUAAUGGUAUACAAUACUGCAAGAUUAGUAGAAGCUGACUUGCCAUUCAUUAAAGAAGCAGCAAUGGCUAAAUAUUAUGCUUCAGAAGUUGCAGGCAAAGUUACAUCCGUAUGUAUUGACUGGAUGGGUGGUGUAGGUUUUACAACUGACUACCCACAGGAAAAAUUCUAUAGAGAUUGUAAAGUUGGCCCAAUUUAUGAAGGAACAACAAAUAUGCAACUAACUACUAUCGCCAAGUUUAUUAAAAAAGAAUAUGAAAAAUAAUUAUUUUUCUUUGUAUAUUUAAAAUAAAUAAAUUUUAGC
Messenger RNA from Sipha flava (yellow sugarcane aphid), 1305 nucleotides. Its product is annotated as short/branched chain specific acyl-CoA dehydrogenase, mitochondrial. The coding region runs from base 1 to 1266 and encodes 421 amino acids. Lineage: Eukaryota; Metazoa; Arthropoda; Insecta; Hemiptera; Aphididae. Gene Ontology annotation, cellular component: mitochondrion. The transcript is spliced from 9 exons. The record is from RefSeq and is a predicted model, not a curated record. Gene Ontology annotation, molecular function: flavin adenine dinucleotide binding; acyl-CoA dehydrogenase activity.